AUGGAUGAUAUUUUAUUUGGUUAUGGAAUAGAUUUAAAUGUCAAUCUCCAUGACAUUACAAAUUUAUUUGUAGCCAAUAAAUGUAUGGAAAAAGACACAUUUUGGAAUAGAUUCAAUGGAUAUGUUGAAAAUAAAUGUAAAGAUAAUCCUUUUCUCGAAACCUGCCGAUUUGGAAUGUUUCUUUCUGCAAAUUUCUUUUUAAUAAAUCGAGCUUUGCAAAUAAUAGCUAAUAAACCAACAAGUCAUAAUGAUGAAGAAAAAUCAGCGCUUAAAAAAUUAAAAGUUUUGUACGAAAAUCGUUACUGCAAAAUAUGGAGCAUGCAUAUACAAAACAAACAAAACAUCAACACUAAUACAUCAAUAGCUAAUAUCUAUAAGAAUUUCGAACUGGAAUCACUUGGGGAAGUAAUUGGAAGCUGGAUGCAUAAAUUAGAAAAAAAAUAUUAA
This is a messenger RNA of Meloidogyne enterolobii, 447 nucleotides long. The record is from the annotation of a GenBank genome assembly. NCBI's taxonomy places the organism in Eukaryota, Metazoa, Nematoda, Chromadorea, Rhabditida, Meloidogynidae.